UAUCGUAUCAAAUUUGCCAAACAGCACUGGCUCAUUUUUCUUUUAGCUACUUUUAAUUUCCCGCGCAUUUUCUCCGAUUGACUCAUCUGCGAGAUAAGGAAUGGCUCCAAAACCGGAUAGCGCAGAAGCGAUCGUGUUAAACUUUGUUAACGAGCAAAAUAGACCGGUGAAUUCACAAAAUGCUGCUGAUGCAUUGCAAAAGUUUAAUCUCAAAAAGGCGGCUGUACAGAAAGCACUUGAUUCUCUUGCAGAUAGUGGAAAGAUUUCAUUUAAAGAGUAUGGCAAGCAAAAGAUUUACAUUGCUCGCCAAGAUCAGUUUGAAAUUCCAAACUCUGAAGAGCUUAAUCUUAUGAAAGAAAAAAAUUCUGAGCUUCAGAAACAGGUUGAAGAGCAGAAGAAAGCAACAAAUGCGGUUGAGGGAGAAAUUAAGGCUUUGCAGUCAAAUUUGACAUUGGAGCAGAUACAUGAUAAAGAAGUAAAAUUGAGAAACGAGGUCAAGGAAAUGGAGGACAAAAUGGUAAAACUUCGUGGAGGAGUUACCUUGGUUAGCCCAGAAGAGCGAAAGGCUAUCGAGAAAAUAUACUCAGAGCAAAUAAGUCACUGGAAAAAGCGUAAAAGGAUGUUUAAGGAUCUCUGGGACGCUAUUACUGAAAAUUCACCCAAGAAUCUAAAGGAAUUUAAGGAGGAACUUGGAUUCGAGUAUGAUGAAGAUGUUGGUGUGAGUUUGCAGUCAUUCAGUGAUUUGCUUCAACCUGGUAAGAAGCGUACCAGAGGCCAGUGAGUUUAUACGAAUGAGUUAUAUGUUUUAUCAUGUAUUUACGCAUACAACUUCUAGUCACUUUCUGGAUAUAUAUAUGUUACUGAGUUUGUAUAUUCUGCAUCCUUGUAAGACAGGUAAUUUUACUUCAGUUUCCACUUAA
This is a messenger RNA of Mercurialis annua (annual mercury), 920 nucleotides long. Its product is annotated as homologous-pairing protein 2 homolog. The record is from RefSeq and is a predicted model, not a curated record. Gene Ontology annotation, cellular component: DNA recombinase auxiliary factor complex; condensed nuclear chromosome. The transcript is spliced from 6 exons. Bases 101 to 781 code for a protein of 226 amino acids. Gene Ontology annotation, biological process: meiotic joint molecule formation; homologous chromosome pairing at meiosis; meiotic strand invasion involved in reciprocal meiotic recombination. Gene Ontology annotation, molecular function: double-stranded DNA binding; recombinase activator activity. NCBI's taxonomy places the organism in Eukaryota, Viridiplantae, Streptophyta, Magnoliopsida, Malpighiales, Euphorbiaceae.